AAAAAAGUUCGAAAUCUUGGCUUUAGCCUCCAUGCGUUCGUGGAGAGCUUUCGCACGGCCUUGACUUGGACUUCAGACAAUCGACAAGCCAUCGCCACAACCCACAAUGGCUGCAAUCAAGAGGAAAGAGGCGCCGUCAAAAGUGAUUGCAACACACAAGAAACACAAAUCCGGCGAGGACAAGGCAGUAAAGUCUACAAAGCCACUAAAAUCCACAAAAGCUAGCAAAGUCGCCAAAGUUCCCGUCAAGCCACCAACGCCGGAGGCUUCUGCGGAUGAUGAUGACCACGGAGAUGGUGACGACUUUGAGGAUUUUGACGAGGAGGGCGGCGUAGCUGUUGAGGUAGAUGGUGACGAAGAUCCUUCUGUCCACCCUUCGCGCCGCGGUCAUGUCUCUGGCAAGCAGCAGAAUGGCGCAGGCAAGGAUUUCAAAUUGGACAGCAAUUCCGCCGAAGCACACGCAAAACAGAGGGCGCUUGCAAAGGAGCGUAAAGCUGCCAAGCCCAACGCCGACUCGAUACAGGAAGCGAAAAAGAUAUGGGAGCGAUUACGCCAGAAAUUGAAUGUGCCAGAAACGGAGAGGAAAGAGUUGCUGGACGAGUUGUUCGGGUUAAUGCAGGGUCGUAUUCGGGACUUUGUCUUCAAACAUGACAGCGUUCGAGUCGUUCAAACGGCGGUAAAAUACUGCGAUGCCAAACAAUUGAAGAUCAUUGUGCAAGAGCUGAAAGAUGAUGUACGAGCAUUGGUGGAGAGCAAGUAUGGAAAAUUCCUGGUCGCGAAGAUGGUGGUCAAUGGUGACGAAGAGGACCGAAAGUUGAUCGUACCACAAUUUUACGGCCAUGUCAAGAGAUUGAUCAAUCAUCCCGAGGCAAGCUGGAUCGUCGACGAUAUCUACCGAAAUGCCAUCGCUGCACCCGAACAGAAGGCGACAAUGUUGCGAGAGUGGUAUGGGACUGAAUACUCGCUCGCUAAUAGAAACAUUGCGAAUACCUCUGGCGACGAGAUAACAUCCGAUCUGAAAGCGAUCUUGGAGAAGAAUCCGGAGAAGCGCAAACCCAUCAUGGGAUACCUUCACCAGAUGAUCAACAACUUGAUCCAAAAGAAGAUGACUGGUUUCACGAUGUUGCAUGACGCCAUGCUGCAGUACUUCCUCGUUCUCACCCCCGGCGGCGAGGAACACACCGAGUUUUUGGAGACCCUCAAAGGAGAUAUUGAUGCCGAGGAGGCUGAUGGAGGAGGCGACCUAUACAGGAAUUUAUCUUUCACCAAGAGCGGUAGUCGUUUGGUGUCAUACGCCAUCGCGUACGGCUCAGCGAAAGACCGGAAAAUGAUCUUGAAGUGUUUCAAGGACAACAUCGGCGUCAUGGCAGUCGAUAACCAUGCCAAGCUUGUGCUCGCGGUCGCGCUAGAAGUCCCCGAUGACACUCGCAAUGCCCUGCAGAUCAUCUUGAGAGAAUUGCUCGGACUACAGAUCGAAGCUGAAGAAGCGCGUCUGCAACAUCUCGAGGGCUUGUUGGAGGACGCCAAUGCUCGCCUUCCACUCCUCCUCCCUAUCGCGGGAAUGCCGCGCUGGCUGAUCAAAGACGACGGCGACCGUGCGUUCCUCGAAGAAAUCUUCCAGAUUCGCGAGACGACCUCCAAAAAGGCCGCUGCGACCCGCGACCAGGAACUGUGCACAAACCUUGCCGGCCCGCUCCUCGACCUCAUCGCGGCGCGCGCCGACUCCCUCGUGCGCUCGAAAACCGCCUGCCCCGCCAUCUCCGAGAUCCUCUUCCACUGCGCCGGUCCCAGCCGCGAAGCCGCCCGGGACGCAGUUGCGCAGACCGCUGCGGAUGACCCGACCGCCGACGGACAUGUCGCCAAGGACCCGGCCACAAGCCGGUUGUUGAAAGCGUUGGUCGCCGGCGGGCCUUUCGAGCCCGCCGCAAAGAAGAUCCGGCUCGUCGAACCCCGGCUGGGCUUCGGCGCGGCGCUGUGGCCUGUGAUCCAGGACGACGUCCUGGCAUGGGCGUGCGGCGAGGCGAGCUUCGUCGUCUUGGCCUUCCUCGAGAGCGAAGACGUCUCGGACAAGAUCAAGACGAAAAUCAGGGAUGCCCUGCGGAAGAACCGCAAGAGCGUCCAGGCUGCGGCCGACGGCGCGCGCGUGGAAGAUGACGGCGCCAAGGUCGUCGGCGAGGAAACGAACGGGGAGAAGAAAAGGGCGCGGAAGCCGAAGCAGGGUCGGUGGAAGAAUGGAAACGCCGGCGCGAAGCUUUUGCUCGAGAGGUUAGACGCAUAA
Dissoconium aciculare CBS 342.82 is the source of this 2278-nucleotide messenger RNA. RefSeq names its product ARM repeat-containing protein. Gene Ontology annotation, biological process: regulation of translation. Gene Ontology annotation, molecular function: mRNA binding. The coding region runs from base 107 to 2278 and encodes 723 amino acids. Lineage: Eukaryota; Fungi; Ascomycota; Dothideomycetes; Mycosphaerellales; Dissoconiaceae. The transcript has a single exon. Gene Ontology annotation, cellular component: nucleolus. The record is from RefSeq and is a predicted model, not a curated record.